This is a messenger RNA of Pedinophyceae sp. YPF-701, 729 nucleotides long. The record is from the annotation of a GenBank genome assembly. Lineage: Eukaryota; Viridiplantae; Chlorophyta; Pedinophyceae.
AUGGGGCUCCAGCUCUCCGUGGCCCCAGCGCCAGGCGUCACGUGCACGCCCGAGAUGCAGCGCGUCAUCGACGCGCUCGGCCUCCCGGCGACGACGACGAGCGCCCCGCCGCGGCGCGACCCGCCCGCGCUCUCCCUGCCGCCCCCGGGCCCGCUGCUCCCCGACCCGGUCCUGCCCCCGACCGGCGCCAUGGGCUUCCCCGUCAGCCUGCCGCAGCCCAGCGCGCUCGCGAUGACCGCCUCGCCGGUGGCGCGCCCGGUCGCGGACGCGUACCGCCCCAACGGAGAGAGCGAGGACCGCGGCGACGCCGACCGCACCGAGGAAGUUCGGGCGGUGAAGCGCACGCGGCUGGUGUGGACGCCGGAGCUGCACAACCGGUUCGUGGCGGCGGUCAACCAGCUGGGCAUCGACAACGCGGUGCCCAAGGCCAUCCUACAGGUCAUGAACGUCGACGGCUUGACGCGCGAGAACGUCGCGUCGCACCUGCAGAAGUACCGCCUGACACUCAAGCGCGACGUCGACCGCACCAGCGGACGCAACGGCCGCAGCCCUGCCCCCGCGGGGUCCAGCCAGUCCUCCGAGCCCAGCUCGUCCCAGGGAGGCGGCCGCGGCCGUAAGCGCGCGCGCAAGCCCAGCUACGGGCGCGAGGCGGAGGCGCCCCCGGCCGCUCGCUUCGCCGACUACGCACCGCUGCUGGCGGCGUUGCAGGGGACGCACGCCGAGACAUAA